Argiope bruennichi is the source of this 1691-nucleotide messenger RNA. RefSeq names its product glutamate receptor ionotropic, kainate 4-like. The record is from RefSeq and is a predicted model, not a curated record. Gene Ontology annotation, molecular function: glutamate-gated receptor activity. The transcript has a single exon. Gene Ontology annotation, cellular component: membrane. Lineage: Eukaryota; Metazoa; Arthropoda; Arachnida; Araneae; Araneidae. Bases 1 to 1248 code for a protein of 415 amino acids.
AUGGUGGAAUUUCCAAAUUUUUUGCGUGUCGCCAUUGUACCAAAAAUAGGCAUAUUUGAUGUCAAGAAAGAAAACAGAUCAAUAGUGACCAAAAAUGGAUCGGUAGUAAUUGAAGGAGGAUCGGAAAAUGAGAUUCUUGAGCUACUUUCCAGUGCUCUAAACUUCAAAUAUCAAGUUCUUGCCCCUGCUGAUGAGGAUUGGGGUAAUUAUUUGGGAAAUAAUACUUGGUCAGGGACGAUUGGUAUGGUGUAUCGAGGAGAGGCAGAUCUUGCAAUUGGCAAGAUUGCAAUCACAGAAAGUAGAGCAUUAGCAUUAGACUAUAGCUAUCCAUACGACAUUGAAAGGUUGACCUUUGGAACUAAGAUACCAGGACUAGUUCCAAAAUAUGCAUCCUUCAUUUGGCCAUUUUCUUGGGGAUUAUGGAUCGGAAUUUUCCUAAUUCUGAUAUUUAUGUCUGUAAUGCUUCAUAUAUUGCUAUGCAAGAACUAUUCUCUUCAGACUCUUGGUGUUAAAAUAUUUGGGAACCUUUUACAUCAGCAACUGAAUAUUGAAUAUCGCAAAUGCAGUGAUAAAAUUUUAAUUACUGGCUGGUUGCUAGGAUCCAUGUUUAUAUCAUAUAGCUACAAUGCUGUCUUGCUGUCCUUCCUAACAAUUCCUCAAAGAAAUAAAGGUAUAAGGUAUUUAGAUGAACUUGCGGAAGCAGUUGGGAAAGGUUCUUACAGAUGUAUGGUCUUCAGUGGCGACUCCCAUGCGGAAAUUUUUCGCAGAAGCCCUCAGCCAUCAGUUCAGCGCAUGGGAAAUCUUAUUUUAGAGAAUAACUGGAAAAUACGUGCUCUUAGCAGUGCUGCAAAAGAAGUCAUGGCUGAUGGACGUACAGCAGUAGUUGCUCCAAAAUUCUUCUUUCAAAAUAUCCUGGCAAAUCAAGCUCUCAUUUCACAUGAUUCGUUGUCUGCAAUAACUAGAGCAUUAUUCUUCAGAAAAGACUUUUGUUGCAAAGAAUUGAUGGAUAAGUAUAUUCACAGAAUAGCUGCCGGAGGUUUUUACCCCCGAUAUCUGAAUUUACAAUUAUAUCAGAGGCAAUUCUCAACAGCAUCGGCUGCAUCAAGUAAUACAGAUAGCUCUUUCAAGAGUUUGAAAAUAAAAGAUAUGCUAUCUGCUUUCCUCUUACUUUUUCUUGGUUAUUUCCUAGCAUUUUUUGCAUUGAUUGUGGAAAAAUGUCACUUUAAAAAGAUAAAUACAAAAAAGUAGGCUAUCAAUGAGUUGCUUAUGAUAAACACAAAAUGUUAAAAUGACAUCAAUAAUCUUCGUACAUUUUGUAUUAUAGUUCCUUUUCACUGCUGCUAAACGUACAAAUAUUUAAUACAGAACAGGAAAGAACUUAUGGUGAUAUGAAAAGGACUAUACAAAGAUGUGUUCGAAACGUAUUUGAAGUAUAUUCCUAACGUGUCUUCAAGUAAAAUAAGACUGGAUAGUUGAAUUUUUUGAAUUCCUGAGAUGCUUCAAGAAUAUUGUCUCAAUUGUUUUGGUAACGAAUCUUUGAUAAAGCAAAAAUUGCAAAGCUGUAUACUAUAAUAUAAAAAUUGAUGAUCGUUCGGAGCUUCUUAAUGUUGCUGCUAGCAUGAUUCUUAUGAUUUAUUUUUACUUGACUUUGGUUUUAUGUAGUAAUUAAAAAUAUUAGAUGUUAUGUAGAA